CAGCUGCUCACCUGGUCAAGCUGUUGGACUCACCUGUUCAGAUCAAGACAACUUCAGGUUGGUGGGAGAGGCCAGCCGAUGUGCCGGGAGACUGGAGAUUUUACAUCAAGAAGAGUGGAGACCAGUGGCUGUUAUGGAUAGUUACUGGGACAAGAACUCAGUUGCUGCAGUUUGUGCUGGACUGGACUGUGGUUCUGCUGUUUCAGCAAGAAAGUCAAAGGAAAAUUCAGAGAGACCAGUUUGGAGGAUCAAGUCUUACUGUUUGCAGUCAGGAUCUGCAUUGAAGAACUGUUUACCUUAUGAUGAAAACAGUGAUCAGAGCCAUGAGAUCAUCUGCUCAGGUCUGCUGGUUGAGCCGCUCAUCUUCCUGUCUUCCUCCACUGACGGGGUCUCCACAGGCAGAAAGCAGGGGUCUGAGCUCCUCAUUGGCUCACAUUUCAGCAUCAUGUGCUCCAUCAGACCUCAGUAUGAAGGCGGCUCCUUCCAGCUCAUCUUCAGCACCUCUAACUACACUCAGAACCAGACCCUGCCAGCUGUUAAUCACUCCGCCCUCUUCCUGUUCUCUGCUGCUGGCCACGCCCACCAAGGAACCUACCGCUGCGUUUACCACGUCUACGUUUUCUCCUAUAACUUCUCCUCUAUCAGCCAGCCUCUCAACCUCACUGUCUCAGGCAAUGUCAUGGAGUCCAUGAGGAAAAGUUCUGCUUCAGUUUCAGCCUCUCCCACUGCUUUGAUCAUCAGACUGGUUGUCGUCCUGCUGGGUAUGCUGGGAUCAGUCCUGGUCCUCUACUUUAAGGCCAGGAGAAACCAGAAGUCUGGACCAGAAAACAACCAUCAUGAUGAAGGAUCCAGAGCUGAAGGCAGCUUAGAGGAGGAGACUGCAGUCUGAAGGAACCAGGAGAAAAUGAUCUUCAUUUCACAUCCGCAGGAAGGAGCAGAGACAUGUUUCAGACUCCUGGAAAUCUAUCCGUCUAUGUAUCUAUGAUAAAAUGUCUCUGUGCUCCUGCAGCAGGAAGGAAGUUCAACAUUCAGAAAUUUGUAUCUGGACUAAACCUACUUAAGUUAAACUUAUAUAAGAAGGGAACACAAAACAAAACAUUCAACAAACAAAAUAUAACAGAAAACCCACUUCAUCAAAAUCUGAUCUACAUCAACCUUGCAAGGAUAGCAUAUGAUAGGAUAUUUGGGGUCAAAGGUCAGGUAGCCAAUUCCAUCAGGCCCUGAACCCAGCUUGUGUCCUUGUCUUAGUUGAAUUGUAUGACAAAUGUAAUACAGUUGAUCCUGGCUUGUAAUACUUUGUCCUGCCUGUAGGUGGUGUAUGUCAUCACUGCCAUGAUAACCCAUCCAAUACAUCCAGUUUCCAAAGUCUGAACCAGAUGUGAUCUGCGCCAUCUUAGUAGGGAAGUGCAUGCACAAUGCAUAGUGGACCCAUGGCUCCGAGACCAUGGCUUUGUAAAGGAGAUAUGAACUCUCUGUGUGAAUAAUGAGGUUCUGGUGACUGGCAGACGAAGUACAUGUAGAAACAAACAUGUAGCAACAAACAUAAAGAAAACAUGCGGACACUCUUGACCAAUGUUGUGAAAACUGGUGUAGAGUGGUGAGAUCUUUCCAGGUAUACGCAGAAAAUGGAUCAUAAAGGCCUGAGAGGCAUAAGUAAUCUUGCAUUUUGAUUUACUGUUGAUUAAAAAUAUAUAUAUUCUUGUAUUUUAAUUACUGAUUGAUUAUAAGAAAUGUAUUCUUGUGUUUUGAUUUAUUAAUGAUUAUAAAAUAAGGAUUUUUGUACUUUGAUUUACUGAUGAUUAUACAAAGAGUU
Messenger RNA from Xiphophorus maculatus (southern platyfish), 1813 nucleotides. RefSeq lists its product as uncharacterized. The coding region runs from base 134 to 889 and encodes 251 amino acids. The transcript is spliced from 5 exons. The record is from RefSeq and is a predicted model, not a curated record. Lineage: Eukaryota; Metazoa; Chordata; Actinopteri; Cyprinodontiformes; Poeciliidae. Gene Ontology annotation, cellular component: membrane.